AUGCAAGGGCCAUCCGUCUGGAGUAAUGGUGCCAUCUUGCGCUACGCAUACUCCACCCUGUGGUCUGCCCCCAGUGCCCCCACACGCAUGGACAUGAACCUGGACAUGGAAAUGGAUAUCUUCCCCAGAACGCCUGGCUCGGCUGCUCAUGAAUGCUCUCAAUUGCCGGGGUAUACAACGAAAAGGAAUCUUGACGCGAUGUUGUCUGGAUCGAUGACAUUCACCGACCCCAUAAGGACUCAGGAGAUAGCCCUGUUUCGCUUUGUGGCGCUCGCCCGUCUGACGCUGGAUAACCGUGGCUGCUCAGACCUAUCAUAG
Messenger RNA from Penicillium cataractarum, 318 nucleotides. RefSeq lists its product as uncharacterized. The transcript has a single exon. Lineage: Eukaryota; Fungi; Ascomycota; Eurotiomycetes; Eurotiales; Aspergillaceae. Bases 1 to 318 code for a protein of 105 amino acids. The record is from RefSeq and is a predicted model, not a curated record.